This is a messenger RNA of Polychytrium aggregatum, 2864 nucleotides long. RefSeq lists its product as uncharacterized. Bases 111 to 2804 code for a protein of 897 amino acids. NCBI's taxonomy places the organism in Eukaryota, Fungi, Chytridiomycota, Chytridiomycetes, Polychytriales. The record is from RefSeq and is a predicted model, not a curated record. The transcript has 5 exons.
UGCUCCGUCAAGCGUCGUCUGCUCGGUGCCGUCCGUCGCAUCCCAGGGCCGGCACACGGUCCCUCGCUCUGGACCCCGGCUGAGUGCUUGCUCGGACGCUUUCCUCCGCCAUGAGCCCCUCCGUGGAUGAAAUAGACCUUCGUCGGGCCUGUCGCCCUUCCUUGGUCGCUGCACCGCUCUUGUCCUGCUGCUGCUCGGCUCUCAUUGAUCACCAUCACUGGCGCUUUUCUGAUCAACGCCUCAAUGCCCUCCGUCCGGUCCUUCAGCCCCGACUCCAGCCCGCCAGCGUCGGCCACCAGAACAUCCCGUUCGAUGUCCUUGCCUCAUCUUUCGGGCGAAGCCCUGUCUGGCUUUCGCAUGCUCCCGACCGAAGUCGUCGUGCUGAUAUUUUCGUACCUGCCCAUUCGGAGCUUUGUCGUCGUCUCGACGGUGUGUCGUCGAUGGCGGAGGAUUGCAAUCUCCCCCAAUAUGUACAAGCACAUAUCCGUGGCAGCAACUCCCAAGCUCUGUCAAGCUGGGCUCCAAUAUCUACUUGCGGGCUAUCCGUUCGCAGAGUCGCUCUAUAUCGAAUGCGUCGGAAGCCGCAACGAGGACAUGCGCCGACACGACCUGGCUGCAAGCCAAUUCCAGGGGCAUCCGCGGCUGAAGCACAUCUAUGUCGAAUCUGCAGCAAUCACCAAGGGCGCCUCCAUGUGUCCGAUGCUGCAGAGCCUGUGCUGCUGGUACAAUCCGGGCCCGGAAGACGACGACCACCUCAUGGCCGUGAUGAGGCAGUGCCUCGAUCUGAGGUCGCUCAGAGUAAGCUCUCCGAAGAGCCAAGGGCUUGGCUCGACUCGGCUUGGCCGAGCUGCUGGCGGGAACUAGACCCAGUGAUCACCGUAGUCGAUGUCGAGGGAUUCACGCCCUGGACGGCCUGUGCCCCCAAUCUGGCGUCCUUGAGCCUGCACUUUUGCACAUCCAGUAUGGUUGCUCUGCUGGUGCCGUGGUUUGCGGCCCAUCCGCUUCUCACCCAACUCGAGCUGCAUUUCAACGACAGCCUUGGCCAGGUCGCGGUCCCCCCGCAUUUAUUCGACUCUACAGCAGCUCUACGGCGCCUGGUGCUCUCGGGUGCAUGUAUGGGCUGGAAGGAUGUCACGGCGCUGUCAAAAUCGCUCCCGAAGCUCGAGCAGCUCACGCUCAAAACCUCGUCGGUUCAGCUGUCGAGUGCGUUCAAACACGAAGCCAAUGGUCUGGUCGGCGGCCUGAUCCUUGCCCUUCGAAUACUGGCUCCCAGCACUGCCUUGGCCAGCAUCGAGCUCGUGGAUGUGAGCAUUCAGCCAGUCGACGACUACAUCCCCACUUGGUUGCACCUGCAGGAUCAAGGAGACAUCGAGUUCCCGGGCCUGACCAAGGUCAAGGUUGACGAAGGCGAACGACAGAUAUUGGAGCAGGAGGACUUUUCGUUCCUCAGCACCCGGCUGCCGAGCCUGCAGACGCUGUCGCUGGCGCUGUCUCACCUCCGCCUCCCUGGAUCAAUAUUCUCGUCGGACGUCCUCUUGGAUAUGAUCGAGAAUCUUUCCAAAUAUGCCGACCUUAUCAGUCUAACUCUCCAGAACUUUGCAACAACCGGACUCAAAUGCCGCCCACAAUUGGAGAGCCCGACUGCCGGUCGCACACAAUCACUCUGCGGCCGGAUGAAAGAGCUGCGACUCAAUUUGUUCCCGUCGAUUCCAGCCAGCUUGCUUCGCCUGUUGCUCUUUGGCGACAAGUGGUCGUCGCUGACUUCGCUCAUCUUGCUGGGAACCGACUGGGACAACAAUGCCGACGAGCUGCCGCCGGUCGAGUUCCCGCACCUCAAGUCUCUGCAGCUCCUGGAGAAGCCUCUACAUGGUCACUGCCUUCUGCGGCACAUUGCCAAGAGCGCUCGUAAUCUUAGAGUCCUCUCGGUGCUGACGCCUGGGCUGUUUCCGACACAAACAAUGGCCGCUCUGGCAUCCGAUACCCCAAACAUCACAUACUUUACCCUGGACCAGGGCAUCCUGGAGGUCGACGCCUUUGAGAUGCUGUCCCGCCAGUGGAAGGGCCUCAAGCAUGUGCAUAUAGAAGGCGCUGGUCUCGAGAUCCUCGGCAAGAAGCCCUGGCUGCAGGGAUUACUUCCUUUCCUGGAGACCCAUCGCUUUCUGAUGAGCCUUGUUGUGACCGCUGAUCUCUACCCGGUGUGUGCCGAGCGCCUGAUAGCGCUGGCACAGCUCGAAGCUUCAAGGCAAACGAUCUUGGAGCGCACAGGCCGACUUGGCGAGACUGGGCAAGAAAUCGCCCCCAUCUACAAGGAUGGCAGAGUCCAGGUGUGCCCGAGAUCGCCAAACCAGAAACAGCGGCGGGACCGCUGUGUCCCCGAUGGCGACGACUCGGAUAGCUCGAUGCUGGACGAAGUGGGCUUUGAAGACUGCUCGAUGGCAGUGGACCACAACCCCGGAAUCGGGUCCGACAGUCCGGUCGUUGACGUCGAGAUGCAUGACUCUGCCACGACCGACCAGCGGCAGCAUCCCUCACCCAGCAAAGAUGGAUCUUUGAACGAAGGACAGCGAGAUAAUGCCGAUCCCAUGGCCAUGGUCUCACGCGACGGCCGGCUGGGCAGCGCCGCUGGCCGAGCAGACCGGGAAGCGACCGAGCCUGAGGAACCGGAGGAGACGGCUCGUCGGCUGCGAAGCUAUCUCCGAACAAGGUUCCCCUGGAUCGAGUGCCUCGACGUGCGAAAGCGUCGACCCACACAGUCGCAGAUAUACGGACUGCCGGCAUUCGAGUCUGGGCUGGUUCGACGGUGAAGUCUGCAGUGACCAUCAACCCGGGGUGCGUCCUUUGCUCAACAAUGAUAGUCAAUGGAG